This is a messenger RNA of Heterobasidion irregulare TC 32-1, 823 nucleotides long. RefSeq names its product fungal hydrophobin (gene HAH2). The transcript is spliced from 4 exons. Gene Ontology annotation, cellular component: fungal-type cell wall. Bases 107 to 475 code for a protein of 122 amino acids. Gene Ontology annotation, molecular function: structural constituent of cell wall. The record is from RefSeq and is a predicted model, not a curated record. NCBI's taxonomy places the organism in Eukaryota, Fungi, Basidiomycota, Agaricomycetes, Russulales, Bondarzewiaceae.
GAGACACUGACAUUCUUGAGAACACGAGCCGACCCGUCCUGAGAUAUAAAAGCCCCACUGCUCGAGACCAGUCCUUCGCUCGUCUUCGCACUCGCUCUCAUUCACAAUGUUUGCUCGCGUCUCCACCCUUUUUGCGAUGUUCUUCCUCGGCCUCGCGCUGAUGGUCUCUGCGACCCCUGCUGCCUUGAAGCCCGUCGCUCGUGAUACCAUCCCUGCCAGCCAGUGCAACACCGGUGAUCUGCAGUGCUGCAACACCGUUGAGAACGCUGACAGCCCUAGCGCUGCCGCUCUUCUUGGCCUGCUCGGCGUUGUUGUCCAGGGCCUCGAUGUGCUCGUCGGCCUGACUUGCACCCCGAUCACUGUCAUUGGUGUCGGCUCUGGCGCCAACUGCGUCCAGCAGCCCGUCUGCUGCGAGAACAACAACUUCAACGGCCUGAUCAACAUUGGCUGCACACCUGUCAACCUUGGCCUCUAAAGGGAUCAUGAGCGGAAAAAUACGUUGGGAUGAAAUUGGUUUUGGGAUACCAGCUUCUGUCGGACAAUAUUUUCGGGACCUUCCUUUCCAUGCUCGAAAUAUGAUCGUGUUGGCGCCUUCUGUCGCUUCUUUCUAAGUGUCGGCAUGAGCAUGAAGUGUCAGCAUUAUCAGCUUUGAUCGAACUAUUGGGAGCAAGGUUCGUUUUCCUAUGGUGCCGUGUAUUCCCGGCAGGGCGCGGGGCAAAUGAGGGGCUGUGAUUCGUAUGGUGUUGACUCGCUGAAGAUUCUGUAAUGCUAGAAUUGUGGGCUAGGAAUGUUCCAUGACGCGCCUCGACAUGAUCGAUGAACC